CGAUUUUCACAUCCCUAACUUUUAUGUUUAUUUUUUGCAAUAAAAUAGGUCUCGCUCGCGAAAUUGCAACAAUUAACUUUGUUAUAAACCUACAUUUCCAAUAAGAAAGCAAAUCAUCGACUAUCUAGUGGACGAAAAUGAAAUCCACUUAAAAUGUCCGGUGAUUAUUAUGGAUCACUGGCGGGAUCUUCGCUGCCGCCCAGCUCAUCAACAUCAGCAGGCAAUAACAAUCAAUGCACUUCAACUCGUUGGCUAACUGAGGAAGUUUUUGCAUUAAUAGAUUUAGUGCAACGAAAUGAAGCUAUUUAUAACCCACGUCAUAAGUACUAUUUCUGUCGUCCCUAUGUCGAAAACUUUUGGCGUGAAGUAGAUCUAAAACUUGAGAAGAAUCCUGGUGCCAGUUUAGCCAAGUGGACAAAUCUGCGCAUAUCUUUUCGGCGUGAAUAUACAAACUAUUUGGAAGAGAAAGUGCCACCAUGCUGGACAUAUUUUGAUCGUAUGUUCUUCCUGCAUCCCUAUUUAAGGAAGAAACAUCAACAAUCAAAAUCUUUGGAUUCCCAAGUGCAGGAUGCUCUGGUACAAAUAAGUUCGCUAUCCAAUCGCUUGCAGAGGGAAAGAGCUGUGGCUGCUGCUGCAGCCGCCAGUUCUUUGGGUCCAACGAAUAACACUGCAGCUUCAUCACCCUCCCAACCACAACUGGACAACUAUUUGGAAUAUUUCGAUGAUCCCGAAAAUAAUCCCUCCGAAUUGGAUGAUAUGAUUGAUGAAGAACAUCCCAACUCCUCGCAAUUUGCCCACUCAACUUUGGCAAAUGAUAUAAAGUCUGAAUGUGAAGACAAUAACGAUGAGUACGAUAAUGUAGAACGUCCAGGAGACGAAGAUGAUUUGCACGAGGCUGAUGGGGAAGCGGAUAUGAGAAACUUUGAUUAUCAGACAGAGAAACGCCAGACUCCACAACAUCAUCAACGCCUACAAAACUUGCAAAGACUUCAAUCACGUCCCUAUUAUGAGGAGUUCCGCAAUAAAAGAGCUAGAUCUCAGGAUAGCAUAUCGAGUUCGCAAGCCUUCGGCACACCACCAUCCAUAAAUAACGUCUCAUUUGUUAGACCCACAUUUACCAAACCUUUGGAUGUAGUCAGCACUACAACAACAACACAAAGUCACAAUUCUUCUUCUGGUCGCAGCAAUAAUAAUUCAAAUAGUUCGGGCUCCAAUAACUCUACAUCUCUAUCGAAUACAGAUGUUGAACCUGUGAGCAAUUCAAGUGCAAUAACAACAACACGUUCUUCAGCACAACAACAUCAUCAUGUUCCCUAUUCUACGCCAACAAUGCCCCAUGCACAUCACAAUCAUCACCAUUCUGCACGUUACGAGAUCUCCAAUUUAAAUUCCCAACCUAGUCUAGCUACGAAUGGUAGCAGUGCCGCAACGAGUGGUGGACAUCAGUUUUCAAAUGGUCUUAAUAAUCCCCUGGCUAUUGCUGCCCCUACAGCCAGCACACCGGAAUUGUGCGAUUGCAAAACUGAUCCCGAUGCCAUGUUCUUAAUGAGUCUUUUGCCCGAUAUACAAAAAUUAAACGGUCGUGAUCGUGGCAAAAUAAAAAUUGCUUUUCAAAAUAUAUUACAAGACUAUUUGUAUCCCGACUAAGGUGGAAACAAAGUUUAUGAAACUUGACGCAAAUUGAUUCCUUACAAACAACAACAAAACGGAAUAGUGAUACAUUAUAAAUGUAUACUUUGUGCUAAUAUAGCAACUAGGUUUAAAACAUUCGUCUAAUAUUAUUGUCAACUAUAUAUAUAUAUGAACGUUUAUGUAUGCUUUAAAUGUGCUUAAGAACAUUUAAGAAUAAAAAAAA
This is a messenger RNA of Musca domestica (house fly), 1855 nucleotides long. Its product is annotated as rho GTPase-activating protein gacU. Gene Ontology annotation, cellular component: transcription regulator complex; nucleus. Lineage: Eukaryota; Metazoa; Arthropoda; Insecta; Diptera; Muscidae. Gene Ontology annotation, molecular function: DNA binding. Gene Ontology annotation, biological process: regulation of transcription by RNA polymerase II. Bases 154 to 1647 code for a protein of 497 amino acids. The transcript has 3 exons. The record is from RefSeq and is a predicted model, not a curated record.